Molecule: messenger RNA, 1627 nt
Organism: Triplophysa rosa
Lineage: Eukaryota; Metazoa; Chordata; Actinopteri; Cypriniformes; Nemacheilidae
Exons: 4
Coding region: 5-994 (329 amino acids)
Source: RefSeq, a predicted model, not a curated record
UGAGAUGGCUCCGGCUGCUAAAAAAAGAAAAAGGUCACCCAACUUCUCGAAUUACCUUGAAGACAACAGGGAAAAUUUAAAAUCGUGUGGGGUUCGGUUAAUUUCGCAUGUCAUGGAAGAGUAUAAAAAAGAGCAAAACAUGUUUAAAGCACACGUUAAUGAGAUACUUCACAGCAUAUUUUUUCUGGGGGUCAUUUAUUCAGACGGACUCACUCCUGACAAGUUUUUGUCUGCAGAGGUGGCUGAAAGUUUACGACAAGAAUUUCCAGAGCCAUUUGACAGAUUCAAUAGUCACCUGCCCAAGAGGACACCAUUCUCAAUAUUGUUAGACAUGAUGGUGCGUAAAUAUGAGACAGAGGACAACGUUAUGAAGGAACUGCGCGAUCUCUUGAAAAGGCUGAAAUUUCCGCAUCCUUAUAACAAGCCAGGAAACAAAACCCAACAUAUUUACACACUGGAAUCUACUGUUAUUUGUGUUUGUUUCAAUAGCGAGUGUCCGUCAAAAAAAUAUUUCGGUGCUUCUUUGGGUUGCAAAAGAGAUGCCAAAAAUAUUAUGAUAUUUUCCUCGUGUAUUAAUACAUGGCAUAUGUAUGUGUCAUUUGCCGUGAUGUCAUUUACACAAACCCAAGAGAAUGGUUUACAUUUUCCUGAGCAUGUGAAAUGUCAGGCACACCUCAGAAAUUGGCAAGACAACACCUAUAUGGAAAUACCACCAUGCAAAAAUUGUCAAAAUAUUUUCAACCUACCAGGGGAAGACACAAACAAGAAACAUUAUCCUUAUGGCAACUGUGCAGAAACAGAGUGCCUAAGCAAACUCUUGUUUCAAGAUAAUUCUAUUCGAGAGAACACCACAAUCACAAACUAUACACAGGACAAUAUGACACAACUAAAAGAGCAAACCGAGAAUGAUUUGAGAAACAAACUUUCUUCUAUACCGUCUAUCAGCAGCAUGACGAAUAGUAAUGAUCUUCCUGUAUUCAACCUUAACUGGUAGAAGAAGGGCUUGAAAUCUUGAUGUUAUAUGUAAGAAUAUUCAUAAAUCUCUGUUUUAUCUUUUUCUUUGGAAAACCCGCUGGUUAUUUGAACAAAGCUUGGUCUAAAGACCUUGAUUUAAAAAAAUCCCCAGAGAACCAUAUAACACUUUGGAAAUCCCAUACAAUAAAACGAGGUUCUUGUGAACGUGCUGUGCUGUCAAGAGACAUUGAUGAACCUUUUCUUUUGAUGAGAAUAAAUAAUCUGAAAAGAUGUAUAAUUUCAAAAUGACAGACAUUCAUAUGAUAUAUUGCAGAAUUUCAUUAUUUUGUCACUUUGUACCCGAAGUGUCUUUAUUUUACAAAAAGUUUCUUUAUUGUACUUUAUUGUGAGAUGAACUAAAAUCAUUGUGUAACCUAUACAGUUCAUUAUGGCUCCAGGUUUGGUACAUGAUUGAAACCUUGGCAAUAGGCCACGGUUGACUAAUUCUUUAGUUUUGAUUUGACUCGCAAAAUAUGUUUACAGCAAUGCCACACCUGGUUUUCUGUUUAAACAUGAAUGUGCCUUUACACGCCUAUGCUAUAUAAUACACAUUGUCUCAUGACAAUUAUAUAUGGGUAAGGACAGUAUACACUGUAAAAAAUGAUUCUGUGUC